CGCUUCAAGACCUCACACAUCACAGUGAUCACACCAUGUCCGAGUCGAAGCAGCUCAAACGGGGACCAUGAUGAUCUUUUUCUAUGCUCAAUCCUACUUCUCUUUGCACAAAUGCUGACAGCUAUGCUGCGUGCGCAUCAAAUAUGUGUCACAAACACAACAAUAGUGAUGAACAACGUGUCAACGAUGCAGGCAUCGGGGUCUGGCCAGGUCUAAGGCAUACAAAGGCAGUACACCUCCCGCUUUGUUAUCAGAACAAAUUACAUCAACAUUCAUGCCUCUUGGGCAAGGGCGCUUUGCCAAGCCAGCAGGCAUAGCGCGAAUAUGGUUUGCAAUUUACGCUCUGCUGGUAUUGGCCGCGUAUUUUGGAUCUACGCUGGCCCUCCUACCUGCUGUAUCAAAGGAUCUUGGCUUCGACUUGGCUGACACCAUAUUUCUCUUCGCCUUGUGGCCAGUUUCGAUGAGCUUGCUGCCUGUCUAUGGUCAGAUAAGUAGAUGGAUCUGCCCUGCACAUAUGAAAACAGUCGGUUACCUCACGGCCACUGGUUUCCUUUUGCUUGCCAGCUAUGCUACUCGUCCGUGUGUUCUUUUAAUCUAUAUCGCACUCUGCAACAUUGGUUUGGCCUCGGCUGCUGCAGUCUCCAUCGGCAUCAUAUGCAAAUUUGAGGCCAAUUCGAAGACAAUCAAAAUUUCUCUCUGCCUUUUGCCUAUUCUACUACUUUGCGGCAUAGCACUUGGAGCUGUUGGCGUGACUCAAAAGGACUGGCGCUUCCUUCUGCGCUCGUGGGCCAUUAAGUUUGCAAUCAAAUCGCUGUGGCCCGAACUCUUGGAGUGGCUUUCACCGGACGACCGCCAACGACUACGCUUUAGAGAUGCACUCAUUGACUGGUGGGCUGCUUUGUAUUGGACACUUGGCAUAGGCUUGAUUGCUUGGGGUGCGAGCUUUUCCGUCGAUGCAGAUUCUGGCUGGCGGCGCACCGUCGUACUGCUGUCACUCGUACUGGGCUGCAUCCUUCUGGUUUCGCUUGUUGUCCUCGAAAGAAGGACGCGGUCAGAAGUUGCGCUUUUCCCACGCCGUCUACUGUCUGCUGCUGUCUGGGUGUUCUGUGCAAUGUCCUUCUUUACAUGCAUGGCUCUCGGCAUUUACCUACUCUAUGUCGUCAAGACGCUGAUCACCAUUGAUCAUCACAGCGAGUACGCCACAGCUGCACGUCUGAUCCCCUUUGCAGUCUCAGCGACAAUAGGCCUGCUUUCUGGUAAGCUAUUGUUCAAAUGGUUCGAAGGAGCUCACAUCGUCCUGUUCGUCACGCCACUUGCAGCCCUGGGUAUGCUGCUCUUUUCACUCACCGAACAUCGGAGCGCUACAGUUCAACUCGUCAUGGGUAUUGUCUCUACAUUGCUUGUUGGCAUCAAUACAGCUAUAGCUCUGUACAUGGCGUUUGCAAGUGUAUGUGCACCAAAAUCCGAAAGUAAGGAGCAACUUUCAUUAAUUCUCGUGGCCAUUGUUGCUUUGGGGAUCGCCUUUGGUCCAGCCUUGACAAGCAGAGUCAUUGGAGCCAGCCGUAAGCGCGGCCAUCGUAUCAAGGGGAUACAGCGUGCUUUGUGGGUGGCAGCAGCUCUCAUGCUAGUGACGCAAUUUCUGGCCGUUGUGCACUGUAUUGUGUAUAGCGCUCGACGUCGACAGCAGGCGGAAAGCGAGGGAAAUCCCAUGCCAAGUUCAUCUGCCUCGUCCGCCGAAGGUGCUAUAGAGAUGAAGGAACCAGCAGCGGGAACCAUUGAGGCGAUCGCGCCAGACGUAUCAACUUCAGACAACGUAACCCCGGACAGUCAUGCUUCGGGUGACCUGGAAUCCGGUGGGCAGGGGAACAGCAAAGACAAGCGGAACUCAUUCACUGUGCCCAAGAAGGCUGAGAAGUCGUCUCGAAGGCAUUUCAAGAAUAUCGGUGCACGUACGUUGAAAAGCCUCAUCAAGAAACCCAGCGCACUCGAUGCUCUGCCAAAGACUGUGGAAGAGACUACCCAGCCAGACGCGUCAGAGAAGCAAGACAAUCCAGCAUCGGCAAAGGACAAGCAUGAGAAUCAUGUUCCAGGCGUCUUUCGCAAAAUGUUUAUGCCUUAAUGAGAGGGAUUGUAUGACUGAAGUAUUCUUAAUAAUCAAUCACAUAUUGAUAGCCCUAUAAUAGUGCAACGAGUUCUGCGACUCGCAUAGCAAUACCCCAGGAAGAUUGGAAACCCCAACCACCAAUACCGUAUGCAUGCACAACAGG
Messenger RNA from Protomyces lactucae-debilis, 2267 nucleotides. RefSeq lists its product as uncharacterized. The coding region runs from base 275 to 2119 and encodes 614 amino acids. Gene Ontology annotation, cellular component: membrane. The record is from RefSeq and is a predicted model, not a curated record. Lineage: Eukaryota; Fungi; Ascomycota; Taphrinomycetes; Taphrinales; Protomycetaceae. The transcript has a single exon.